AUGUCCAACAACCCCUCUUCCUCCACAGAUGAAAGCCGUUGGAAACGAUGGGGCAAAACAGCAUUCGACAAAUCCAUCGUCGUCUCCGACUGGGCAUCGGGCUAUGCCAACUCCGCAUCCGCCAAGCUCGGUGGUGAACGGUUCUGGCCCAAGAGCAACGACUUCCCCGAAGAAAUUGCUAAAUGCGAGCGCAUUCUCCGAGCUUUCACCGUCGAAGGUGUCGAAACAAAACCCUCUCCCACCCCGAAAGAUGGCGAAGCCGAAGAUGAUAAAGUAGUGGCGAAGGAAAAGGGAAAGGAAAGCUUUAUAAAGAAGAAGCGUAAAGUGCUGCGCAAGAUCCCUCCUCAAGUCAUUAAGCGAGCGAAAGGUAUUGUGAUAUACACAGCGAUGCGAUCUGGUAUUGCGCCCUUUGGCGGUGCUGGUGGAGCAGGACUGAUGCUGGCGAGAUUGCCGGAUGGAAGUUGGAGUGCUCCUUCGACUAUCAGUCCGAACAAUCUUGCCGUUGGUCUUCUACUAGGGUUCGACAUCUUUGAUGUGAUACUGGUGGUGAAUACGGAGAGAGCUAUGGAGACGUUCAAAUCGCACAAGGUGACACUGGGAGCUGAAACAGCAGUUGCAGCAGGACCUUUCGGUACAGGUAUCAGCGCUGAAAUGGGUAUUGAUCGCUCCCCUGUUUUCUCCUACGUUCGUUCUAGAGGGUUGUACGGAGGAGUGGAAGCUAUGGCACAAGCUUUCUUGCACCGAUUCGACGAAAACGAACGCAUAUACUACUGGCCUGGGAUCACGGCACGCGAUAUUUUGGAAGGAAAAGUGAGGAAACCUUCCCUCGUUGACCCUCUAUACCGCGCACUGCGCGAUGCCGAAACAGGUGUUGCGCAGGGUGACUCGCUCGAGCGAACCGUAUACGAGAACAUCCAUGCCCCUCCCAACGUAGCAGUGCGUCAACUGCAGCUGGAAGAAUCAGCAGAGCUACUUCAAGAUGGCGAGAGGCUGAAACUUCCCCCUACGCCAGAGGAGUUGGAGGCCUUGGAAGAAGCUGGUAUUCCCGACGACUUGGAUCUGGCGCUGGAGAAGAAGGAAAAGGAAGAAGCAAAGAGGAGGGAAGAAGAGGAAAGAGCUGCGGUCAGGGCUUUGCCUCCACCACCCAGACACAAGAAGGUGGCGGGGUACUGGGAGAACAGAGGAACUACACCGGGUGGGAAGAGGAGAGUUGCUCCUUCGCCGCUGCACUUCCAGAGCGCAGAGCAGAAAACGGCGCCAGAGGACGAGGGAAAGAUGGAGUCGAUUGACCUUUACGAUCCAGAGCCACCUAAGCCAGCGCUACCACUUCGUCGACUCCAUGGUGUUGAUUCCCUUGCCGACGAGCUCAAUCGAAGUACCCUCGACCAAGUAUCGAGAGAACAGGGAGUGGAUCUCCCGGCAUACGAAGCAGGAGAAGCUUCGAUCCCAUUGCAUAGCGAAAUCAAGACGCAAGCUGCUACGAUCGAUGCCUCUUCCGAGCCAGUCGCACUCAUCGCCAGCUCUCCAACAUCAUCCGUAGCCCCUGUCUCCGCCGUUCCCACGGACCUAACCAACGACUCAGAAUUGCUCUCCCGCUCAUCCUCCCUCACUCGCCCGUCCCGCCCGCCUCGUCGAGCAGCAGCUACACGGUCCACUCCUGCCACUCCCACCACCGCUGCUACAGACAUCAUUUCUUCUGGCGCUUCGGCACCCAAACUUCGUCUCUUCUUCGACUGGGACGAAACAAUUACCUCCUCCGACACACUUUCCCUCAUCGCUCCUCCAGAUUCCACCCAGCUACACGGUCCUAGCUUCGACCACUACACAGAAGCGUACAUGUCUGAUCUCUCCACCUACUUUUCAUCUCACUCUGAGCCCGACUCUUGGUCUGCUCAGCUAGAGUUUUUGGCCGGGAUUGACGAGGUCGAGGUUGCUUCCGUUGGGCGAGUGGAAGAAGGAGGACUGUUCAAGGAUAUGCCCAAAACCGAACUGCUGCAGCGCGCUGAAAAGGUACAGUUUAGGGAUGGCUGGGACACAUUCUACUCCUGGCUCGCUGAACAAUCGAGAGAAGGAACUAUUGGUGCAGCAGACGUAAUCAGCGUUGGUUGGAGCGCAGACUUUAUCCGUCAAGCAAUCACCAACCCAGCAGAUGGUAACGAUGCCGGAAUCAGCAAAGUUUACGCAAACGAAAUAGACAUGGACGAAGAUGGAAAGGGAACAGGGAAGUUGACCAAAUCUUUACCACUCAGUCUGCUGAAUCUGGCUGGAGGAAGCAGAGGCGGGAUUAGGACUGGAAUUCACAAGCUUGAGAUCAUGCAAGCUCUCGCAAAGGAGGAAGAAGUAGUGAAGGUAUACGUUGGAGAUUCGACUACAGAUCUACCCUGCUUAGUCAACGCGGAUUUCGGGCUGGUGAUGAAGAACAAGGAUGGGUUUGAGGAGUCAUCGAUCGGCAAGACUAUUGCAAGAGCCAAGCCGCCGAUCAAAAAGCUUUACAAGGAUCACACAGACUUCCUGCAAGCGGGGGAGAAAGAGGAAGGCGGAGUGCUUAUUAGGGUCGAAGACUGGACACAGGCUUUAGAUGUGAUUCAGAAGAUUCAAGAGCUGUCGUUCUCACAGGAACGCAAUCGAAAGAGCAUUGCAAGGUGA
Ustilago hordei is the source of this 2646-nucleotide messenger RNA. RefSeq lists its product as uncharacterized. The coding region runs from base 1 to 2646 and encodes 881 amino acids. The transcript has a single exon. NCBI's taxonomy places the organism in Eukaryota, Fungi, Basidiomycota, Ustilaginomycetes, Ustilaginales, Ustilaginaceae. Gene Ontology annotation, molecular function: phosphatidylinositol binding. The record is from RefSeq and is a predicted model, not a curated record.